Salvelinus fontinalis (brook trout) is the source of this 2220-nucleotide messenger RNA. Its product is annotated as transcription factor LBX1-like. Gene Ontology annotation, molecular function: DNA binding; DNA-binding transcription factor activity, RNA polymerase II-specific. The coding region runs from base 434 to 1261 and encodes 275 amino acids. Lineage: Eukaryota; Metazoa; Chordata; Actinopteri; Salmoniformes; Salmonidae. Gene Ontology annotation, biological process: regulation of DNA-templated transcription. The record is from RefSeq and is a predicted model, not a curated record. The transcript has 2 exons.
UAUUGGGAGCAUCCCACUCGCAAAAGUCCUGCACUGGACUGCAACAUAGUCAGAGAGUGAAAGGGAGAGGGCGAAAGUGCCAGUGGGGACAUAAUUGAUUACGUCCUAAUCAAUAUUAACUUGUUAGUCAGUUGUUGCUGCAACUUCUUUGGACCUCGCCAUUUUCAGAGAGGCACAGUUCUCCUUCGGAUUGUCUGUACGUAUUUUUGUGGAAUAAUACUUUCAAGAAGAUAUCCCGGUUUGGAAUUAGGAGGGCUUUUUUGUGUUUCUUCUUGCAAGAAAGUUUGCAGCCAUGGCGUGCAUUUGGUGACUGUAAUGUGACUGUUUUUUUCGAUAGGGUUCGAUAUUAUUUGAUAUCUGUGUUUGUUGUUUUCGUUGUUAGUAAUUCAAAAACAUUUAAAAGUUAGCUUGCGUAACGACUAACGCACUAAUAAUGACAUCCAAAGAAGUCGCCAAAUGUGAUGCGGUCGAGAAUAGGAGGCGAAGUCCGUUGGACCAUCUUCCUCCGCCUGCAAACUCGAAUAAGCCACUGACACCGUUCAGUAUCCAAGACAUUCUAAACAAACCCUCCGUGAAACGAAGUUACACCAUUUGUGGGACAGCACACCUGAUUUCAUCCGCUGAGAAACACCGUUCCUCCAGCAUCUCUGCUCUGUCCAACCGGGCACUGCUCACACAAACCUCACCACUCUGCGCCCUGGAAGAACUAGCUAGCAAAACCUUCAAGGGGCUCGAAGUUAGCGUGCUACAAGCAGCUGAAGGGAGAGACGGGAUGACACUCUUUGGGCAAAGAAACACCCCGAAGAAGCGAAGGAAGUCCAGGACUGCCUUCACCAACCACCAAAUCUACGAAUUAGAGAAAAGAUUCCUGUAUCAGAAAUAUUUGUCUCCCGCUGACCGAGACCAAAUCGCCCAACAAUUGGGUCUAACGAACGCCCAAGUCAUCACGUGGUUCCAGAACAGGAGAGCCAAACUAAAGCGAGAUCUGGAAGAGAUGAAGGCCGACGUGGAGUCGGCCAAAACUAUAGGUGACGGUGUUGUACCUCUUGAGAAACUCGCCAAGCUCGCUGACCUCGAGAAAUGCGCCAAUGGAACGCUCGGACAUCACCCGCGAGCCGAUUCUCCCGCGCAGAAUGGCGGACGAGAGUACGAGCUCGCUCGCAAGCUGCGGAUGUCCCCCCUGUCGCCAUUUUCAGACCACACAACAAGUAAAGAAUGCUCAGAGGACGACGAAGACCUAGAAAUUGAUGUGGAUGACUGAUUGCGCAGUGGGAUAAUGAAAUAUAAAAAUUACGACAAAAAGCAGUAACAAUCCUUACUAAGAUUGUAACUUUUCCCUGCUGAUAUUCGUACAUCAUCUCAGAACAUUUACUAGUCUGCUGUGACUUUUGUAUCGGCACACAGAUAUUCACAGUAAGCAUGAACAGUACAACAAUAUGCCUACGCAGUGCUAUAUUCAAUUGCAUUCAUCAGCAGUCGGACAGUUUCCUCUUGUCUUCAAAUGUCAAUGAAAGCAAUAUGGGUUUCAUAAUCAGAACGAAAGAUAAUGCUAUUAUUUUGAAACAUGUAAUUGUCUAUCAGACACACACACCUCUUCGAGUUAUUUCUCUCUCUCACACACACCCCCACACACACGCGCGCGCUCACACAUUGAUCCUUGUUCAUAUUUAUGUAACACCAUGUCAUAUGCUUAAAGUAUGUCAGUUUUAUGAAAUAUUUUCGAUAGGUUUUGUAUGUUGAAAUGCAUGUUUUGUUUUGUUGAUCAUAUCUAUUUAUUUUUCCCUUUUAAAUUAUAUCGCUUGUUUAUUUUUUGAGACAUACCUUAUCAUACAUAUAGGUCCACUCGAGUUCAGACCGUUUGUAUAGAGCGUUUACAUAAUUAGCUAGUCAUAUUUACACCAACCAUAAUCCGUAUGCUGCAUUGCAUGAUACGAAAGGCAAAUUCAAAGGAUCAAAAACCAAGUUAUGCGUUUUAUAGAGAAAUGAUCAAACAAAGGUUAUAAAAAUACAAAAUACUGCGGUGAUAUUUCGACAUGGAGCUACAGUUACUGGACCGUAGGAAUAUAUUCAUUUGUUUGAAUACAAUAGAGUACUCUAUGGUUGAAUAGAUUUGUUAUGUUUUGUACACCAGUAAGUGCCUUUCUAAAAUCAGGACAGUAUUUGAAAACCAAUGCACAUUCUGUAAUGUAUAUACUAUGGAAAUAAAAUGGCUUUUCUCAA